Messenger RNA from Athene cunicularia (burrowing owl), 2856 nucleotides. RefSeq names its product armadillo repeat containing 3 (gene ARMC3). Bases 57 to 2645 code for a protein of 862 amino acids. The record is from RefSeq and is a predicted model, not a curated record. NCBI's taxonomy places the organism in Eukaryota, Metazoa, Chordata, Aves, Strigiformes, Strigidae. Gene Ontology annotation, molecular function: protein binding. The transcript is spliced from 19 exons.
CUUUUCCACAGGAGUAACUGCUCUCAGAAGAGACCUUUGAAUCCUUGGCUAAAGAAAUGGGUAAAAAAGUAAAGAAGAAAGUAGAGCCUCCACCCAAGGAUGUGUUUGAUCCUUUAUUGAUUGAAAGCAAAACAGCAGCAACGGUUGUGCUAAUGCUUAGUUCUCCUGAAGAGGAAGUUUUGGCCAAAGCUUGUGAUGCUCUGUAUAAAUUUGCAUCAAAAGGUGAUGAAAACAAAGUGACACUUCUUGGUCUUGGAGCAGUGGAACAUCUGUAUAAACUCAUCUCACAUGAAGAUCCAAUUGUACGCAGGAAUGCCAUCAUGGUAUUUGGCAUCAUGGCUUCUAAUCAUGAUGUCAGGAAGUUACUGAGGGAACUGGAUGUCACAAAUUCACUUAUUUCACAGCUGACGCCAGAAGAAGAUGUAGUUAUCCAUGAAUUUGCUACUCUCUGUCUAGCACAUAUGGCUGUUGAAUAUACUAGUAAAGUACAAAUAUUUGAGCAAGGUGGAUUAGAACCACUUAUCAGACUGCUAGGUAGCCCUGAUCCUGAUGUUAAGAAGAAUUCAGUUGAAUGUAUCUACCUCCUGGUGCAGGAUUUUCAAAGCCGUGCUGCAGUUCGUGCACUGAAUGUAAUUUCACCCUUGCUGGAACUACUGAAAUCUGAAUACCCAGUUAUUCAGUUGUUAGCCCUUAAAACCUUAGAAGUAAUUAGCAAAGACAGAGAAACCAGGAUAAUACUGGGAGAAAGUAAAGGAUUAGAUUGUCUUCUGAAGAUACUGGAAACCAAUGAAUUCAGUGAUCUACAUGUGGAAGCUCUUGCCGUGUUGGCAAAUUGCCUCGAAGAUGUGCAUACUCUGCAACUGAUUCAUCAGACAGGAGGCCUUAAAAAGCUACUUUCAUUUGUAGGAGUCUCUACUGUUCCAAGUAUUCAGAAGAAUGCAGCAAAGGCAAUUACCAGAGCAGCUUAUGACUCUGAAAAUAGAAAAAUCUUAAACCAGGAAGAGGUUGAAAAGUGUCUCAUAAACCUUUUGGAAAUUGAUAAUGAUGGAGUUAAAGUUGCUGCUUCCCAAGCAAUUUCUGCCAUGUGUGAGAAUUUAGCUAGCAAACGUGCAUUUGGACUCCAGGGGAUUCCCCAGCUAGUACAGUUGCUAAGCAGUGACAAUGAAGAGGUAAAAGAAGCUGCAGUGACAGCAUUAGCUAAUUUGACAGCAGCCAGUCCUAGUAAUGCAAGUGCUGUUGCUGAGGCUGAAGGAAUUGAGCCAUUAGUAAAUACCUUGAAUUCUCAGAGAGAUGGAGCCAUUGCUAAUGCUGCCACAGUGCUAACAAAUCUGGCCAUGCAACAGCCAUUCCGUGUAAAUAUCCAAAGGUGUGGUAUUAUGAGUGUGCUUGAAGAACCAUUGCGCUCGACCAACAGCCAAGUACAAAGCAAAGCAGCAUUUGCUGUGGCUACCUUUGGUUGUGAUGCUGAUGCAAGAACUGAGUUGAGAAAUGCAGGUGGACUGGGACCACUCGUUGAAUUACUGCGUUCUAAGAAUGAAGAAGUCAGAAGAAAUGCCUGUUGGGCUGUUAUGGUCUGUGCAAGCGAUGAACUAACUGCCUUUGAACUAUGCAGGCUAGGUGCUUUAGACAUCCUAGAAGAAAUUAAUCUAUCAACAGGGUGCAAAAAUAACUUUAGUGAAGCUGCUCUAGAAAAGCUACUUGAUAACAAUCUUUCCCAAAAAUACAGCCAGAUGGGAUAUUUAUCAUCAAGUAAUAUCAUUACUGAUGGAUUCUAUGAUUGUGGUCAGAUAAAGCCUGGAGUGAAAUUUUUAUCUUUGGAGGAAUUGAGUAUGCAAAAGCUUACUGACCAUCGGGCCAUAAUCUUCAUUAAUGCUAAACCACAAGAAGAUCUUACAGUAGAGAAGGAGGCACAAGAUUCAUUUUAUGAACAGACUAUCUUGUCACCUUCUAUUUCAAGAAAAAGCAAUAGAGAAAAAGCAAGUAGUUCAAUGGCAUCUCCAGUGGAGGAAAAGCAGGAGUUAUCUGGACAAUGGUGUUCGCUCAGCAAAAGCAGCACUAGUGAAAAAGGCUUAAGAAAAGGGAAGGGGAAAAAAGAAGAAGAAAAGUCAAAAGAAGUUACUCAGAUUACAUCUAAAGUCCAGGAUGAAAUAAAUCUAGAAAAUUCACAUUGGCUACCACCACCUGACUUGAUUUUACUGGAUUACAUUAACGACGCUUCCAAAACAAUUCUACCUCUAAUGACUACCCGGGAACAGGUUAUGGCUCUUGCACAGUUUGUUGCAGACAAGAUGGGUGGCCCAAUUGAAAGAGACAAAUUACACGACUUCAGCUGGGAACUUCACAUAAGUGAAAUAGAAUUUGAACUGAAAUGCAACAUUGUGCCUAUUGGGAAAGUAAAAAAAGGGACAUUCUACCACAGGGCUUUACUUUUCAAGGUGAUAGCAGACAGAAUUGGCAUUGGCUGUAGUUUAGUUCGUGGCAAGUAUAACAGAGCUUGGAAUGAAGUUAAAUUGGUUGAUGCCUCUCCUCAAGGAAUAGCUGGACUUCUGCUUCCUCCUCAAGAGUAUAUUGUAGAUCUAAUGUUUGAGCCAGGCUAUUUGAUAAAACAGGGAAGUGCAGAGGCAGAUCAGUACAAACAUAUUUAAUCAUCUUGACAAAUUUCACCGAAAUAACUAUCUUAAAGGUGUUUGCAGUGCUUAUAUUUAGGAAACGUAAGGAGUUUCAGGUCCAGCUAUGAAAAAGCAGCAUAUUUAGUAUGGUGUCCUCAAUGUUUAAUUAAACAUAUUUUAGGUAUCCAACUUCAAAGCUUAGAAAUUUUGAUAAUUUUUUUGUAGUAUUUUAAGACUAAACUGUAAA